AUGAAGUUCACUCUCGCCCUCGUUGCCGCCGGCCUUGUCGUCGCCCAGGACUUCUCUGGCCAGCCCUCCUGCGCUAUUCCCUGCCUUACCGAUGCCAUCCCCAAGGUUGGCUGCGCCCUGACCGACACCGCCUGCCAGUGCACCAAGGAGAAGCAGGAGGCCCUCGUCCCCGUCGCCGCCUCCUGCCUGCUCGCCGCCUGCAACUCUGCCGACCUCGGCAAGGCCCAGUCUGCCGCCGCCGCCGCUUGCGCCGCCUACGCUGCCACCGCUGGCUCUGCCCAGCCCAGCGCUACCUCUGCUGCGGCUUCCGCCUCCGCCUCCGCUGCUGCUUCCUCGGCUGCCGCCUCUGUCUCUGCCUCCGUCUCCGGUGCCGUCUCCUCUGCUCUCGCUUCCGUCAGCGCCAGCGCGAGCGCCGCUCUGUCUUCCGCCUCUGCUUCCGCCUCUGCCAUCGUCACCUCUGCCCGUAACGCCACUGCUUCCGUCAGCAGCGCUACUCUCUCUGUCUCCCGCACCGCUUCUACUGCUGUCACUGGCACCGGUACCGGCGCCAGCGCUACUGCCACUUCCACCGGCAACGCUGCUCCCCAGGGCGGCGUUGCCGUUGGCGGCCUUGCCCUUGCUGCCAUUGCUGGUAUCGUUGCUGCUCUGUAA
Messenger RNA from Colletotrichum tamarilloi, 651 nucleotides. RefSeq lists its product as uncharacterized. Lineage: Eukaryota; Fungi; Ascomycota; Sordariomycetes; Glomerellales; Glomerellaceae. The record is from RefSeq and is a predicted model, not a curated record. The transcript has 2 exons. The coding region runs from base 1 to 651 and encodes 216 amino acids.